GCCGCCAAACUAAAGGCCUGAUUCUGGCCAUCACGUGGAAUGGACCUCCUGGUAGGAUGGCAUCUGCAGGAUGCCCUCUCUUGCAGAACACAAUGACUGGUUGGGUAAGUGGGAGAUGUUUGUAUGCUUCUGUGGCUGUCACAUGCCUACUGUGAAUAAUGCCUUGAUUUAUCCCCUAACCAGGCAUCUUCUCCAUCGUGGUCCCAUUGUACCUCAUAGAGAUCUCCCCACUGAACAUGAGGGGAGCCAUUGGCAUGCUGCCUCACUUCUUUCUAGCUGUAGGUGUCCUCCUGGCUCAGACACUCUCUUUUCCUGAAAUGCUGGGGAACGAAGAAGAUUGGCCAAUACUGACAAGUGUCCCUGGAAUACUGGCAUUAUUUCAGACCAUUGCCGUUCCUUCCUUCCCCGAAAGCCCCAGGUAUCUACUGAUUCAGAAAAAUGAUGAAGAAAAGGCCAUGCUAGCCUUGCAGAAGCUGAGGCACAAUGAGGAUGUGCAGGAGGAGAUAGAAGAGCUGCAGCAGGAGAAGAUGGCUGAGAAGACGGAGAAGAGCAUGAACUCACUUAAGCUGCUGUGCUUCCCAAGCCUGCGGUGGCAAGUCAUCUCAGUCAUUAUCUUGAUGUGUGGCCAACAGCUCUCUGGAGUCAACGCAGUAUACUUUUAUACAGAGAGAAUCUACCUGUCUACAGGAACUGACCUAAAUAAUCUCCCAUACAUCCGUUUAGCAUCAAGCGUUGCCAUCAUCAUUUCAGUCUUUGUCGGGAUAUUUUACAUUGACUCAAUGGGGCGAAAGUUCCUGCUGCUCCUUGGUUUUGGCAUGUGCACCAUCCUCUGCGUCGUAUUAACCAUGAACUUUGAACUUCAGGGAGAUGCCUUGUGGAUGUCUUACGUCAACGCGCUCCUCAUCAAUAUUUUCCUCAUAGGACAUGCCGUCGGACCCAGUGCUCUUCCCAACCUGAUAAUAGCAGAGAUUUUCCUUCAGUCCUCACGGUCCUCAGCCUAUGUGGUCGGGGGAUUUGUGCAUUGGUUCCUAAACUUCUUCAGCAUUGUGACCUUCCUCAACAUACAGAAAUACAUCGGAUUCUUCAGCUUCCUCAUCUGCUGUCCGAUAUGUGCUGCCACCUUCUUUUUCAUCUUAAAGAUGAUCCCAGAAACCACGCACCAGACUUUUCUGGAAAUCAGGAAGCAACUGCCCAUCUACGUGGCCCAAAGGCAAAUCACCAAGAUGGAGCGAAUGCCGAGGAGAAGCACCAGGCGGGCGUUGGGGGAGGGGCAAAACCCCGUGUAGAAUUUGAUUAUAAACAUUUAUAAUCGAGCCAUGAUCCCAAGGGAAUCUCUACGGUUGUCCUUCAGCUGUCUCAGCACCGUUGACACGCCAGUAUUGAGGUUUUGCCUCGGUUAAUUCAUUGCCCACCCUCCACCCUAAAGUGUGGGCUCCAAACUUAAGUGGGAUCCGAAAAAUACACAUCUAAAGGGUCAAAAGCCCAGGUAGAGAGGUGCGUCUUCCACAUUUGAUAGAAACUGCAUAA
Messenger RNA from Podarcis muralis (Common wall lizard), 1527 nucleotides. The record is from RefSeq and is a predicted model, not a curated record. Lineage: Eukaryota; Metazoa; Chordata; Lepidosauria; Squamata; Lacertidae.